UUGACAUCUUGAAUGUCAUAUGGUGAAUUUCAUUCAUAAUUCUGCAUGCCGUCGUGUUUUCUGUCCUCCGGAAUGUUUUAAACUUUCGUGCGAGUUUGUUCUGUUCAACGAGAACUAAAGUUGUCGCUUCCACAACCAAAAAAUGCUCCGAAACGUGUCCAGAAUCUGAUAGCAAUACAACGGAGCCAUGAAGCAAUCGUUCGAAGGCGCCGGAGCCUACCAUCCCGUCGGGGGAGCUUCUUCGUCUGGGAUCGCCCACUGGUUACGACACAUUAAACUCUAUAAGUUAAUUGUUCUGGUUGUUUGUCUGUUCACUGUGUCGAUUUUCGUGCAUUAUAACUUGCUAAAUCCCGACGCUGGGGUACCCGUAAAUGAUGUCCACCGAUCGCGCUCACAAUUGGAUGCUUAUGAGGAUUUCAGUAGCAUGAAGGCCAGCGAUUUGAAACUGCGUAUCGAGGAGAUGAUGAGGAUUAAGAGCACCGUUUCCGUAGAACUGCGUGAACUAGAAUCUCGCCGGCAAAAACUGCAGUCCGAUAUUGGCAUCUAUAAUCAAAAAAUUGAAGACCUAAAACAAGAACUCCUUCGCGAGCAAACUGAACUAGAACGGCUCAAAAUUUCCGUCGAACAGGCACAAGUCGCACAACGUGAAGCCGUUCAACGUAACACUCCGGAACUGGCACUUCCCAAGGCCCUGCAUGCAAAUGCCGUGCUCGAAAAAUAUCCCAGCCUCUCUAAAAAGUACAAAUCAGCAUGUGAAAUGAGUAAUUGCUUCGAUCAUUCAAGAUGCAGCUUGACAUCAGGUUUUCCAGUGUAUCUCUACGAUCCUGACCACUACAAUAUUUUAAAUCAAGGAUACGAUAUUGAUGGGUUCCUGAAAACGACAAUCAAACAAACUUUGGGAUAUAAUGCCCAUUUGGUAAACGACCCAAAGAUAGCAUGCGUUUACCUUGUGCUGGUUGGAGAGGCACUACCCGAACACGAACUUUUGAAGAAUAAUAGAUAUUCAAUCGAUGAAGAUCAAAUUGCGUCAAAUUCGUCGAUUGUCAAUGCAGAAAAAUUGCUGAAACUACCGUACUGGGGAGGGGAUGGCCGAAAUCAUGUUUUAAUAAAUCUUUCAAGGCGUGAUCUGACCUCUGCAUCUACGAAUCUUCUGAGCGAUAUAAAUACUAUGCGUGCCAUAAUUGUACAAUCGUCUUUCAGAAAAUCACAAUUCCGUCCUGGUUACGACAUCGUCGUUCCACCAAUUUUAGGCCCACCUGGUGGCGAUGUGUGGCAAGAGUGUGCUUCGAUGGUGCCAGCCCGGCGUAAAUAUUUGCUAACAUUCCAAGGGGAAUUGAUUCCGGAAAAGACGCCAGCAAGUGAUCCCCCAGACGCUUUAGAUGAAUUCAUCAUAGAACACUUGAGAGACAUUUCUGGCGGUUCCACGCAGGACAAAUUUUUGCUUCAGUUCAAAUGCGUCCCAGCUACAGAGCAUAAGUUCAAUUUAUCCCUGAGAGAUUGGACGUUAUGCGGCACUGAUUCUUCAAGGCGUGCUACACUUAAAGAUUCAACUUUCACUUUAAUUCUACCUCCUGGCGGUAAUCAGGUCACUACUACAUUGAUGCAGUCUAGAAUAUACGAAGCACUACGCUCCGGGAGCAUUCCUGUUAUACUCGGUGCAGAUCAGGUCCAACUUCCGUAUGCGGAUACGAUUGAAUGGAGAAAAUUGGCUAUUCUCCUACCUAAAGCAAGGAUUACAGAACUGCAUUUCUUGCUGCGUGCAGUCUCGGAUGCUGAUCUGUUGUUAAUGCGAAGACAAGGUCGUUUGAUAUGGGAACGAUUUUUGAGUUCGGUACAAGCAACUGUUGAUACAGUUGUGGCAAGUCUUCGUGAUCGAUUGGGUAUUCCACCCAGGCCUAUACCACCUGUUGUGGCUCAAAGCGUCUUUAAUUCAUCUUUCGUUCCACUCAAAUCAGAUCCACCAGUGAUAGACGCUGAACCAGAAGAAUCUCUAGGUCCAAUCGAGCCACCGUACGCAAGUCCGCAAUUCAGAAGGAAUUACACGGUGCUACGCUUACAGUCAAAAGAGGCUUGGAACGAUUGGGGCGAUCCAUUUUAUUUAUACCCUCAUCUCCCGUUCGACCCAGUUCUACCAUCGGAAGCGAAAUUCGUUGGAUCGCAUAUGGGCUUUCGACCAAUCGGACGAGGAGCUGGUGGUGCAGGAAAAGAAUUCAGCGAAGCACUGGGAGGGAAUUACCCCCGGGAACAGUUUACAAUAGUGAUUUUAACUUAUGAACGGGAGCAAGUGCUAAUGGAUUCACUGGGAAGAUUAUACGGCCUACCGUAUCUGCACAAAGUUGUAGUAGUUUGGAAUUCACCGAAACCACCUCUUGAUGAUCUCCGUUGGCCCGAUAUUGGGGUUCCGAUCGCUGUUGUUCGAGGGCCAAGAAACUCUCUAAAUAAUCGGUUCUUACCGUUUGACGUAAUCGAAACGGAAGCCAUUCUUUCCGUUGACGAUGAUGCCCAUUUACGACAUGACGAAAUACUUUUCGGUUUCAGAGUUUGGCGUGAACAUCGCGACCGAGUUGUAGGUUUUCCAGGCAGAUUUCACGCCUGGGAUUUAAAUUCAAAUCAAGCAUGGAAUUAUAAUUCAAACUACAGCUGUGAACUGAGCAUGGUUUUAACGGGUGCCGCGUUCGUUCACAAAUACUAUACAUAUCUUUACACUUAUUGGCUGCCACAAGCGAUUCGUGAUAAAGUCGAUGAAUAUAUGAACUGUGAGGAUAUUGCCAUGAACUUUUUAGUUUCACACAUAACUCGAAAACCGCCGGUGAAAGUCACAUCCCGGUGGACUUUCCGAUGUCCUGGAUGUCCGGUUUCACUUAGUGAGGAUGACACACAUUUCCAGGAGCGGCAUAAAUGUAUCAAUUUCUUCUCACAGAUAUUUGGCUAUACGCCGCUGCUGAACACGCAAUAUCGAGCUGAUUCAAUACUCUUUAAAACUAGGAUACCGCAUGAUAAGCAAAAGUGUUUCAAAUAUAUCUAACUUUUAACGUAGGAAAUUGCGUAUAUUGAUAACCGUAUACAAUAUUUGUAUAUUUUUUAAUUAUAUAAUUUUUUAUCUUGUGUUUUUUAGCUGCUUUAUGUAAAAAGUUGUUUGAAUAUAUUGAAAUUUAAGCUAAAACGUAAUAAAACAGGA
Hermetia illucens (black soldier fly) is the source of this 3178-nucleotide messenger RNA. It is a transcript of the gene botv, whose product is annotated as exostosin-3. Bases 188 to 3025 code for a protein of 945 amino acids. The record is from RefSeq and is a predicted model, not a curated record. NCBI's taxonomy places the organism in Eukaryota, Metazoa, Arthropoda, Insecta, Diptera, Stratiomyidae. The transcript is spliced from 4 exons. Gene Ontology annotation, cellular component: membrane. Gene Ontology annotation, molecular function: glycosyltransferase activity.